AUGUGCUUCCAGACCAUCGAGUUCGCCGGGUGCAAAAACGACAACUGCACCAUCGCGUGGUACGUCCGCCCGUACCGGCCCACGACGUGCGACGUUGUGCGCGAAAAGUUCCCCCACGUGGCGGAGACGGGCAUCGGCUUCUGCGGCAGGGGCGUCCAUGUGACCCGCAGGGUCAUCAAGAGCGACUACUACUGCGCGAACUGCCAGGCGACGGAGGGUCGCAAGGAGGCGCGGCGCAAGCGCAAGGAAGAGAAGCAGCGCAAGGAGGCGGAGGGGUAA
Purpureocillium takamizusanense is the source of this 279-nucleotide messenger RNA. RefSeq lists its product as uncharacterized. The record is from RefSeq and is a predicted model, not a curated record. The coding region runs from base 1 to 279 and encodes 92 amino acids. The transcript has a single exon. Lineage: Eukaryota; Fungi; Ascomycota; Sordariomycetes; Hypocreales; Ophiocordycipitaceae.